UAUUGUGUGUGCAUUUGGAAGUAAUCAAAUCAUUUGAGUUAAAAUCUUUCAUCACAGAGGAUACACAUUUUAAAUUUUGUCAUAUCGUUUAAACAAAGCAGAAAUAAAGAUGUGUUUUGAAAUAACAAAGAUGAUUGUUCUGUACUUCAUUUCAGUUUUACUUGGACUCUGCCUCUGUGUUAAACUUAAGUUGUUUCAAACUGAUCAUCGAGUUACCGCUGUAUCAGAAACUUAUGACAAUCUUUCGUUACUGGAAUGCUCGGUUCUCUUUCAAAAUGAUAAAAAAAGAUUUUCUUUCAAUUACAAUAAAGAAACGCAGAUUUGUGAAAUGAGUAACAACUUUCCUGAGGGUCUGACAAUUAUUUCUACAGGCUGGAACGUGUACUCACUAGAAAGUAACUACUAUUUUGGAUCAGCUUAUGUUACGCAGUCGGAAGCUGUGGCGAUCUGUGAUGGUAUGUCUGCGAGACUUGUAAUUAUUGACAGUCAAGAAGAGCUCGAAUUUCUUGAAACUCAAGUACUAGGCUUUGACCACUGGAUCGGCAUGACUUGUACCUCUGGUACAAAUUGCAAAUGGGUUGAUGGCAGAAGUGCCGAUUCUGGUUUCACGCAAUGGGCGCCUAACGAGCCAUCCGGUAUGGAUUGUGUAUGGAUUGGUUACCAAGGAAACAACUUUGAUGAUUUGUAUUGUGACGUUCCGCAUAAAGUACUUUGCGAGUACCUUUAAAAUAUUUUUUCCCUACAAACUUAAAAUGUGACCAUUUACAGAUUUAUAUUGCAUUUUUGUAGAAUGAAAUUUUAUAUGUGAUGAUGAAUUUAAUUGUAGGAAAUUAUAGUGUGAUAGUAGGGCAUUUUCAAAAGAAGUAAACCAAGUUUUUAACUUUGAAAUUAAUUUUAUUAUGUUUCUUUAACGGCUUAUCAUUUACAAUUCAAAGUGUCGAUUAGCUUCGUAAUCGUCCUCGAAGGCAUGAAAGAACAGUAAAGAAAAAGAUAUAUCUGUUUGAAUUUACAUUGGGAAUAAUUAGCAAGAUUUUGAUUCAGUACUUGAUGAUAACUUGUUUUUAUAUAACACAAAAGUAUGUAUGGUUUGGAUUUAUGUUAUCAUCAGAACAAGUUUGUAUUGUUGUAUUGCUUUCUGUCAUCAGAAUUUAUUUUUAUCUAUGUUGUAUUGCUUCAUGCCAUUAGAACUAUUUUUAUGUAUGUUGUAUUGCUCUAUGUCAUUAGAACUAUAUUUUAUUUAUGUUGUUCUAUUGCUUUAUGUCGCUAUAACUAGAUUUAUGUUUUAUUGCUUUAUGGCUUGCGAACUAGGUUUUAUUUAUUAUGCAUAUUGUUUUCUUCAGAACUAGUAUUUUUCUUGUUUUGUUUAUAAUAUAUUGCUUUAUGUAAACACUGGGGUUAAAAAAAAUUGCUCCACGUACUUACUUUGUGUAAGUAUACAUAAUUCCGAAUAUGUGAAAUGCUUUUUUAACUCGGCAAAUGAUAAUAUUUUCAGAUUUGGAGAUGUUUUCGCCUUUGGAUGAUCAACUACGAGGGUUGUCCCAAAAUAUCGUAGACAAAGUCUGUUACUCAAUCAACUAUAAAACAAUAGCGUCGUCAAGCUAGGGAAAAGUCAAUACACCUUUUAUGUGUGUCUAUGCGAAAUAAAAUCAAAAUACCUCAAAAAAUGACCAAGUAAUUAAAAUUUAAAGAAUGCUACCUAUACAAACCCGGCGCACGCCGUCAUAAACGUCAUGACGUUACAAGAUUAAAAAAAAUGUUUUUCAAAGUAUUCUCCGUGUUUCUCGAUCCACUGUCGGUGUCGGGCGACCCAUUUAUCAUAACCAUUUUCAAAAUAGUCCUACUUUAAUGUUCUCAACACUCGUCGAGUUUCCUUGCAUAGUACCCUGAAAUUUUCGAACCUCAGGGUGACCUCGUAAUUGUGAUUUCACAUAAGGCAACACUGCAAAGUCUAGGGGCGUAUGGAAGUCUCUAAAAACCUAUCACAUCAAGUUCAAGCUGUGUCUCCUGAGAUCUAUGGCAAAGUGCAUUAUCUUGAUAAAAUAUAAUGUUCUCCAUGUUGUCAGUUAAUGCUAGACGCUUCUUGAACUGAACACAGUAUUCAAUGACAUCGCGCUGCGCCGCAUUUUCAUCUGACGUCGCCAUUUUGGGAAUUUUCAAAAUAGCAUUGCUGUUACAUAUUAUGCUACAGAUUUUUUCAAAGUAGCGUUACAUAAACGUCUGUUGGUGAUAUGACGUAAAAAUGAAUGACGUCGUUCCACAGGAAUGUAUUUCCCAUAAUUAUUAUUAUGCUGGACGUUAAAGGCAUGUUUUUAAGAAGCAUGCUCUCAACACUGACUAGUAUUUUAUCGUGCUCCGGGUAUGUUGUACUGUGUAAUAUAAAACCCUGAUAAAAAGCGUUACCUUAUAUAUUGGCUAUUGACUUUAAGAAGGUAAAUUAACAAAUGACCAAGGAAGAUAUCUGGUAAAUUUUAUUAAGUUAUGACGUCAGGUUGAAGAGAAUUAAUGUAGUCUACGACAUUUUGGGACAACCCUCGUACAUGUCGUUUUGUACCCGAACAAAAAAUACGAAAAUACAAAUACGACAAAAUUCUUUUAGCAACAUCGUUUCCUCAAUAUACGCAAAAAUGACCCCAACAAGUUAUGACAAAAAUACUAAGCAUGAAAUCUGUCGUGUUUUGCCUGUUAUUUGUCUUGUCUACAUUAUCGUAUAAUUGCUUUUUUCGAAUUUCUGUCUUUUCGCAUUGUUGCAUUUCUUCUUUUUUGCAUUGUUGCACUGUCGUAUUUCAGCAUUGUUGCAUCAUCGCUUUCACAGCUUCGACUAAAAAUGUAACAAUGAAACAAAAUGAUAAAGAAAUGAGCAAUGAAGCGAUGUGAUCAAGCGGAAACACGACACGGUUUAAAUUUCUCAUAUCUUUGCAUUUCCUCAAAUUUGCAUUUCCGGCGCGUAAAAGCAUUGACACGACAGAUGUAAUGGGAAAAAUCGACACAUUUCAUGUGUCGAGUCGUCGUAUGUCUGUCACUAUCCUUUUGCAAUAUACCUGACGGUUUUGUUUCUCUUUGGAUUGUUUCGUGCAGAAAAAAUAAAACGCAAGGAUACGACAAAGUUAAAAAUUGUAUCAAUGGCCCUUUAUGGUAAUAAAUAAAACAAGUAAUUAUAAAACGUGUAAUGACGAAUAUAAAUAAUUGAUUUCAGAAAUAAAAUAAUGACUAAAACAAAGCCUGUUAAUUGAUUUGGCUUAAAUAAUGAGUUUGUAGUUAAAGCUAUUUUCUCUCCCCAGAUCAGAUCAUUUCGAUCGUCCCGAUCACAUUAUUUCUCCGAUGAAGCCCGACCAAGCUGGAUUAAAUGCAAUUCACGACUCCUACACGACCCCAAGUCGACCAUCUUUAGGACUUCUUCUUGACGACAACCCGACCAACAUCCCGACUUCUUCUCGAUCACCCAGACCUAUACGCGAGUCAUACACGAUCUCAACUAGACUAACUGGACCUCUGCUUGAUCGUUGCCAGAUUUCCAUCUGACCAGAUCGGAAAAUGCUCGAGAAGAAGUCCAGAUGAUCGUGUACAGAUCGGGUAAGAGAUGUAUACCCGAUGUAAACUCGACCAAACUAGAUCGUAACACGAUUUAUUCUCGAUCAACUAUAUCUUCUACUCGAUCAUUAUACGAUUGCUUCUCGACGUUUUAUCUACUCGAUCGCUAUUCGAUUUUUUUGACAUGUCAAAAAAUUUGGGUAGGAAGCCCAAGCCAUUGCGACCAAGGUAGACCGCUCCGACCACCCCCGAUCACGCAUGCAGACCGAGCUAGACCGGUACCCGUUCGCUUGAUCGUGCCUGAUCGAGUUUAUCUGAUCGGCGGUGAGAACACAGCAUAAGUGAGUUAAAAGUCGUAUUGCAUUGUUCCAAGUAUAAAGAAUGUUUUAAGCAAAAACAUUGUUUUUUAUUGUUCUGAUAUUGAAGAAAUUUCAAUUCAAAACGAAAUGCUUGUUUUUAAAAUAUUGCCUUUUGUAUAAAUGUUACCUUGAAAUGUUUUGUGAAUGUUUUUAUUUUUCUUCUUCAAUUCGUGUAUCAACUGUAUACAUACAUCGACUGUUAUUGUGAAAUAUGUAUGAAACAACAGUGAAAAAACAACAGCAAUAAAAUAACAAUAAAAUAUAUGAAAACUAA
Molecule: messenger RNA, 4161 nt
Organism: Ruditapes philippinarum (Manila clam)
Lineage: Eukaryota; Metazoa; Mollusca; Bivalvia; Venerida; Veneridae
Product: asialoglycoprotein receptor 1-like
Exons: 5
Coding region: 110-727 (205 amino acids)
Source: RefSeq, a predicted model, not a curated record